Spodoptera exigua (beet armyworm) is the source of this 699-nucleotide messenger RNA. Lineage: Eukaryota; Metazoa; Arthropoda; Insecta; Lepidoptera; Noctuidae. The record is from the annotation of a GenBank genome assembly.
AUGUACCACGUAUAUCAACGUCGGCCAAAGAGUCAAUUCGCUCAGUUCGAGAACGCGUCUUAUUUGGAGAAGGCAGCCAACAAGAAGCCUUGGAGAUAUCAGCCGGAACCGGAAUUUUGGAGGGACCAACCCAGAUUAUGGUUUAAGCAACUAGAAGCCAUAGUAGCACCACAGAAGCAAGGAGACGAUUACAAGUACUAUACGGUCAUUGCAAAACUGCCAAAAGAAGAAAUAAUACAGGUUAGUGACCUCAUUACUUGCCCACCGCCAAUAGAAAAGUACAAGGCUAUCAAAGAACGCCUAAUCAGUUGCUAUGAGGAAUCAGACCAACGUCAGCUCCAAAAAUUAUUGUCUGAAAUGGAUCUCGGCGACCAGAAACCAUCACAUCUUCUGCGCAAGAUGCGGACCCUGAGUAACGGAAAUAUCAGCGACGAAACCAUCAAACUUCUAUGGUUGAGGCUUCUGCCACCAUCAGUGACUUCGGUUCUAGCAGUCACAGAAGACAUAGAUGUGAACAAGAUGAGCCAGAUCGCGGACAAGAUAUUAAUAAAUUCAACACGUACAGAGACUAAGUGUGGAAGAGCCAUGCUCGACACAAAUGGGUCGGCCCAACUGAGGCCGUCACCCACCACAUCACAGCGCUGCGUUUCACGAGGUUUCGAGGUCCAAUCCCUUCCCUCCCCAAAUCCCAAUCGUUAA